AUGAUGUGGUUUCUCAUGAUCUUGCUGGCUAGUAUUACAUUGCAUACUCUCUUGUGCAUCUGUAGCAAUGUUUGUCCAAGGAAGUGUGUGUGUGAUAGUGCAAAGUCAGUGCAGUGUUUCAGGUUGCAGUCUUUUCCCACUGGAAUCACUAAAGAUGUGAGGAAACUAAACCUGGGAUACAACCACAUCAAGCAACUAAAGGUAAGAGUGGAAUUGCUCAUUUGAUAAUAACCAUCGAUAAUCAGUGACAUUGGUAACAAUGGAUUCACUAUCAAACCAUUGUCAGACCUUUCAUCUUGUAAUUAAUGCUUGGAAAUCAGUUAGAUUUAAAGACUAUUGAGUGAUGAUUUACUUGUGAUUUAUAGCAUAUUGUUUGUAUAAUGGUGCACAUCUUCUCCUGAUAUGUUUGUCCUUUCCAGGGUAGAGACAUAUCUGGCCUGACAGGGCUGGAGGAAGUGAUCCUUUCAUCCUGUGGAGUGGAGGUGGUGGAGGCCAAUGCUCUCAGGGCUCAGGGGGUACUAAGAAGCCUGGAUCUACAGAAGAACAAACUGCAUCAGAUCCCUCGUGGUCUCCCACCCAGCCUGGAGACCCUCAAUGUGGGCCACAAUAGAAUCACAGGCCUCCAGGAGUCUGUCUUUGAGGGGCUGAAGAAACUACGCCUGCUUGAUCUUCAGAAUAACCAGAUCACCAACCUGCGUUCCAACACCCUCUCCACCCUGGUGAAGUUGGAGUGUCUUUACCUGGAUGGAAAUCAAAUUGAGACAGUGCAAGGUGCUCUGAGACUCCCCGAACUGAAUCUGUUGAGCUUGGGGAACAACAAGAUCCCCUCUUUUCCCUCAGCCUUUUUCACACCGCUACAGUCCUUGACGACACUACAUUUACCAGGGAACCUCCUAUCAAGAGUCCCACUUGAUCUCCCUCAUGUCCUGUCCUACCUGAACUUGGACAGGAACCAAAUACGAGCACUGAGGAACCGAGAGAUGGGCCAACUCCGCAACCUCAAAUCUCUGUCUGCGUCCUACAAUAGGUUGGUUUCUGUGGACGGUGGCCUUCGCUUGCCCAACCUCACAGUGCUGGAGCUGCCAGGAAACCACCUGAGGGUACUGCCCAGUAGACUGAGCCCCAAACUGGAAAGACUGGACUGCAGACAGAACUCCAUCCAGGAAGUCACCUUCCAGCACCUGUCUGGAAUGAAACAGCUGAAGCAUCUCUUCCUAGAGAAUAAUACCAUCUGGAACUUUGAAGCUAAUGCUCUGAGGAACAGCAUUCACAUAACCAACCUGGCUCUGGAACAGAACCUCCUCUCCUCUAUUCCAGACGGGUAUGUAUUUCAUCCCUUUGAUAUGGUGCUUUACUAACAUUUGGGAUCAUAUUUAUGAAUCCAUUAAAUACAUUAUAGAUGUGUUGUACAUUCACUUGAGUAUUACUCAUUUGUACAAUAAUCUUUGUACAAUAUAUUGGUAGAAUAGCAGCCUAACCACAUUGUAGGUCUUUGGUUAAACAUAUUUGAGUAUAAACCACAAGACGAUAGAUAGAUAAACACAUCUUAAAUGUGACUCCUUUGGCCUUUUGGUGAGAGCAGACGCCACUGCCCACUGUUCUGUUGACAUGUCUCUCUGGCAGGCUUCCAGAGAGUCUGAUCCGCCUGGACUUGAAAGGGAACCGCAUCGAGGUCGUCCAGGAGCAGGAGCUGAGGUCCCUGAAGCGCCUGCAGGUGUUGAACCUGAGGAGGAACAAGCUGACAUCCCUCCCCCAGAUCACCCUGGACUUGCUGCCCCGGCUGAGGACCGUCUACCUAGACGGGAACCCCUGGAACUGCACCUGUGAGCUCCUGGGGGUCAAGAGGACCCUGCUGGCCAGGAGGGUGGAGAUCCCUAAAGAGCUGUGUAAUGAGCCUGUGAGAGCGCCAGGGGACAGCUGGAGAGCGUACCUGAUGGCCCAGGACAGAUGUGAGGAGUACUUCACGGAAACCGCACCUGAGGACCAAGUGGAGCAGACAGACACUGAGGAGUAUUAUGACUAUGAUUCGUAG
This is a messenger RNA of Coregonus sp. 'balchen', 2032 nucleotides long. NCBI's taxonomy places the organism in Eukaryota, Metazoa, Chordata, Actinopteri, Salmoniformes, Salmonidae. The record is from the annotation of a GenBank genome assembly.